This is a messenger RNA of Lactuca virosa, 1389 nucleotides long. NCBI's taxonomy places the organism in Eukaryota, Viridiplantae, Streptophyta, Magnoliopsida, Asterales, Asteraceae. The record is from the annotation of a GenBank genome assembly.
CGGUUAUGUCACGAAAUCAAGAAUCCUCGUAGGUUCCUUGUAGGUUCCAGACGGAGAGAGAGGGGAUGACAGAUGCAUGUAUAUCCAUCUAUCCAUAUAUAUCUUUGAUUUCAACAAAUUUUACUACUGAAAAUCACUUCAGAUUGUGCGAAGAUUUUUACAAACAGAAGAAGUAAAAUCAAAAUGGAAGGAAAUGGAGCACCACCACCACCAUCGGCGGCGAUAAUCGAGCACAAGGCGUAUGCUCGAAUUGGACUACUCGGUAACCCCAGCGACGUGUAUUACGGACGUACGAUCUCCUUAAACAUCUCCAAUUUUUGGGCUUCUGUUCGUUUGGAACCAUCUUCAGAUCUCGUCAUCGUCCCUCACCCGACUCACGAUCUCGUUAAAUUCACUUCACUCUCUCACUUGACAAAUCGAUUGGAGAAUGAAGGUUACUAUGGAGGUGUACGCCUCCUCAUGGCAACUUGUAAAGUUUUUACCAAAUACUGCAAAGAACAGGGGAUCGAUCUUCACAACAACAACUUUUCUAUUUCAUAUGAGACCAACAUCCCUCGUCAGACAGGGUUAUCUGGUUCCAGUGCCAUUGUAUGUGCUGCAUUUAGCUGUCUUCUUGACUUCUACAAUGUCAGAGACAAAAUAGGAGUGGAGAUUAGACCUCAACUUAUCCUCAAUGCAGAAAAAGAACUUGGAAUUGUUGCAGGUUUACAAGACAGAGUAGCUCAAGUUUAUGGAGGCCUUGUAUACAUGGAGUUUGACAAGGAGAAGAUGGAUAAAUAUGGGCAUGGAAAUUACACAGCGUUGGAUACAAGUCUUCUUCCACCUCUUUAUCUCAUCUAUGCUGAAAAUCCAAGUGAUUCUGGAAAGGUGCAUAGCACAGUUCGACAAAGAUGGUUAGAUGGAGACGAAUUUAUAAUAUCAUCAAUGGAGGAAGUGGCAAACUUAGCUCUUGAAGGAAAAACAGCUUUACUUGAAAAAGAUUAUUCUAAACUUGCUACCCUUAUGAAUCAAAACUUUGAUCUAAGAAGGCGGAUGUUUGGGGAUGCGGCGCUUGGUGGUUUAAACAUAGAAAUGGUGGAGGUGGGAAGAAGAGUUGGGGCAGCUACAAAAUUCACGGGCAGUGGUGGGGCAGUUGUGGCAUUCUGCCCGGACGGAGCAUCACAAGUUGAGCUUCUAGAAGAAGCUUGUAGGAAGAGUGGGUUCUUUAUUCAACCUGUGAAAGUUGUGCCUUCUCUUCUUAAUGAAAUCGAUGUUAGAACUUUAUCAUCAAAAAAAUGAAGACUUGAGUGAGUGUUACUAAAUGCUAUGUGUAAGGUGUUUUAUUAUUAUUAUUAUUAUUGGAUUUGUAGGUUUAAUGUGUAGAAAUUGUGACAUUAUGAAGUUUGUAUG